AUGAUCACCACCGCGCCAGAAUCCUCAUUGAAUAUCAAGUUAUCCCCAGAAAAGAAGAAGAAAGGUCGUCGAGGGCGAAAGGGUAAUGCUGUCGACAUUGUAGGAUCAAAACCGAAAAAGUCCCUGUUGGUGGAUGAGCUCGGCGAUGCUCUGGUCGAUCAGCUCUACAUCUAUCCCAAGCUUGAUGGUCAGCAGGAUGCUUCGAAGAUCUCGGUCGUCGAGCACCUGCGCUGUGACUUCACUACAGCCCUGUCGGCAUCAUCGUGUGCCAGCUCAAGAAGCAGCACCAGCCGUACACUUAUCGGAUCGGACAGUUCACCACCCACCAGCCUCGAUGAACGUGACAACAGUUCCAGCACUCCCAGUCUGAGAGUCGAUAGCCACCCACAAACCAGCAGCGAGUCUCUUGAGAAAAUGGCCAGCAAAUCCGAGCAAGGCGAUGUAUUCUGUCUCGACGACUUCUCCACCAUGACGGCCAUCCAACGCCUCACAUCGCAAUACGGCCGAGUCGCACAUAUGGGUAUCCUCGACCCCAGCUACCGGUUCUUUGUCAACAAGGCACGGACAGCAGCAGUCUCUUUCAAAGUGCAAAAUGGAAUAGCCAUUGUAGGCGGCGACCCUCUUUGUGAACCUGAUACGAUUGCCGGCCUUAUGGAAGAAUUCGCAACAUAUCGACGAAAACACCAUUGGGGAAUAGCCUUCAUGGGUGCUAGUAAGUCCUUUGUCCACGAUUACGCCCAACCUCAUGGCUGGACAGCUAUCCGAUUCGGCACCGAACGCGUGCUCAACCCCCAAACAAACGAUAUCCUCCUGGAGCGCAGCGGGAAGCGAAUCGCCGUACAAAAUCGCCAGCUGCUAAACCCCCAGAAAGGCGCCAUCACCCUCGGAGUAUACGCACCCGCAGUCCACGGCACAGAUACCCAGUUGCAGGCGGAUCUGAUCGCCAUCUAUGAUGCCUGGCGGGCUGAGCGUAACGAUGCCGCGGGCCCACAAGCUUUCAUCACAGUCUACGACCCAUUCGCUCUCCCAGACCUGAUGACCUUCAUAUAUAGCCGUGGCCCUGACGGCCAGAUCAAUGGCUUCGCUGCCCUGCGCCGUCUAGGCUGCGGUGGCUACCACGUCGAUCCCUGCAUCGCUGCCCCUGGAAGCCCAAAGGGUAUUAGUGAUUUGCUCAUGGUCGCUGCCAUGGCUCUUUUGCAUCGUGCUGGCGUCACAUACCUAGGUUUCGGCUUCGAGCCUUGCCGUGCACUUUCACCUGAGGAUAUCACCGGUAUGCCGAAGACUGUGGCCAGUCUCACGCGAGAUCUGUACGGACAUACAUUCUCCCGUCUCCCUAUACGUGGGAAGAAGGCAUACCAUGAUAAGUUCCGACCGGAGUCUCUGCAAGAUUCAGGACUGUACCUCGUUUUCCCUGGAGGCAUACCAGGCCCUCGUCAUUUGCUGGCCAUGUUCCACAUGGCGAAUAUCAGUCUUCGCAAGAUUCUCUGGGCUGACAUCCGGACGUGGAUGACCAUGCGCAAACCGAAAUCGAAAUCGGACCUUACGUCUACGUUUGAUGCCUCUGAGACCCCGGAGAUCGAUCGAGAGAAGAGUUGA
Penicillium maclennaniae is the source of this 1596-nucleotide messenger RNA. RefSeq names its product protein ergS (gene ergS). The record is from RefSeq and is a predicted model, not a curated record. Bases 1 to 1596 code for a protein of 531 amino acids. Gene Ontology annotation, biological process: phospholipid homeostasis. The transcript has a single exon. Gene Ontology annotation, molecular function: aminoacyltransferase activity. NCBI's taxonomy places the organism in Eukaryota, Fungi, Ascomycota, Eurotiomycetes, Eurotiales, Aspergillaceae.